This is a messenger RNA of Trichomycterus rosablanca, 3756 nucleotides long. RefSeq names its product importin 9 (gene ipo9). Gene Ontology annotation, molecular function: small GTPase binding. The record is from RefSeq and is a predicted model, not a curated record. The coding region runs from base 12 to 3140 and encodes 1042 amino acids. Lineage: Eukaryota; Metazoa; Chordata; Actinopteri; Siluriformes; Trichomycteridae. Gene Ontology annotation, biological process: protein import into nucleus. Gene Ontology annotation, cellular component: nuclear envelope; cytosol. The transcript is spliced from 24 exons.
UUGGCGGAGUUAUGGCGGGUAUGAGCGCUUCCACUCCCGGCACCAAUGUGGCAGGAGGUCCGGUUCAGCAGGGACUUAAGGAGGCCCUAAUUGAAACCCUGACGGCUAUUUUAUCGCCGGUCCAAGAAGUGCGCGCUGCCGCGGAGGAGCAAAUUAAAGUGUUAGAGGUGACGGAAGAGUUUGGAGUUCACUUGGCUGAGCUUACUGUCGACCCUCGGGGAGCACUUGCUAUCCGCCAGCUUGCUUCAGUCAUACUAAAACAGUAUGUUGAGACACAUUGGUGCGCCCAGUCAGAGAAGUUUAGGCUGCCAGAAACUACUGAAAGGGCCAAGGCAGCAAUCCGUGAGCUGCUGCCAGGCGGCUUGCGGGAAUCCAUCAGUAAGGUGCGCUCCAGCGUAGCCUAUGCCAUAUCGGCCAUCGCUCACUGGGACUGGCCAGAGGCUUGGCCGCAGCUUUUUACACUACUCAUGGACAUGUUGAUAAGCGGAGAUAUCAACGCUGUGCAUGGAGCCAUGAGAGUUCUCACAGAGUUUACCAGAGAGGUGACGGACACACAGAUGCCUCUGGUUGCACCAGUCAUUUUGCCAGAGAUGUACAAAAUCUUUACCAUGGCAGAGGUUUACAGCAUUCGCACGAGAUCCAGAGCAGUCGAGAUCUUUACAACGUGUGCCAAUUUAAUCUGUGCUAUAGAGGUCUUUGAAAAGGGUGCUGCCAAAAAUUUCUUCUUUCCUGUGGUGGAGCAGUUUACCGAGGCACUUGUACAGGCUGUACAGAUGCCUGAUGGUCCCACUUCAGACAGUGGCCUCAAGAUGGAAGUCCUCAAGGCAGUGACUGCUCUUGUCAAGAACUUCCCCAAGCGCAUGGUUUCCUCCAUGCAGCAGAUUCUUCCCACAGUGUGGAAUACACUGACAGAAAGCGCUACCUUUUAUGUGAGGACAGAGGUCAACUACACGGAGGAAGUGGAUGACCCAGUUGACUCUGAUGGAGAAGUUCUUGGCUUUGAAAACCUGGUCUUCAGCAUCUUUGAAUUCGUCCACACACUGCUGGAUAACAACAAGUUUAAGAGCACCGUCAAAAAAGCCCUCCCAGAGCUCAUCUACUACAUCAUCCUGUACAUGCAGAUCACAGAAGAUCAGAUAAAGGUGUGGACCGCCAAUCCUCAGCAGUUUGUUGAAGAUGAAGAUGAUGACACAUUUUCUUAUUCUGUUAGAAUUUCAGCUCAAGAUCUGUUGAUGGUGGUAGCAGCAGAGUUCCAGAAUGAGAGUGCUGUUGCUUUAGCAGCAGCUGCAACAAGGCACCUCCAGGAGGCAGAGCAGGCCAAGAACGCUGGCAAUGAGCACUGGUGGAAAAUUCACGAAGCCUGCAUGCUGGCUCUGGGCUCGGUCAAGACCAUCAUCACCGAGAACGUUAAGAAUGGUCGCAUACAGUUUGACAUGCAUGGCUUCCUUGCCAAUGUGAUUCUGGCUGAUCUCAAUCUAGCAACAGCUUCUCAGUUCCUGCUCGGUCGGGCUCUAUGGGCAGCCAGUCGCUUCACCACAGCCAUGUCGCCGGAGCUCAUACAACAGUUUUUACAGGCGACUGUAAGCGGCCUACAUGAAACCCAGCCACCAUCAGUUCGUAUUUCUGCUGUCCGAGCAAUCUGGGGAUACUGUGAUCAGCUCAAGUUGUCAGACAGCACCCAGAUCCUGCAGCCUUACCUUCCCAGCAUAUUAGAGGGACUGAUCCAGCUGGCUACUCAGUUCAGUUCAGAGGUCCUUACAUUGGUCAUGGAGACGCUUUGCAUCGUGUGUACGAUAGACCCUGCUUUUACCACUAGUGUGGAGAACAAAAUAUGCCCUCUCACCAUUGCAAUUUUUCUUAAAUACAGUAAUGAUCCCGUGGUGGCGUCAUUGGCACAGGACAUCUUUAAGGAGCUGGCUCAGAUUGAGUCCUGCCAGGGCCCAAUGCAGAUGCGCCUAAUCCCCACACUUGUCAGCAUCAUGCAGGCUCCACCUGAUAAAAUUCCCUCUGGACUUUGUGCUACGGCUAUUGAUAUCCUGACCACAGUCGUUCGGAACACCAAGCCCCCUCUGUCUGAGAUGCUAGUGUGCCAGGCUUUUCCUGCUGUAGCCCAGUGCACCCUUCGUGCUGAUGACAACGCAACUAUGCAGAAUGGUGGCGAAUGCUUGCGGGCCUACAUCUCAGUCGCUCUGGAACAAGUUGGACAGUGGCGGGAUGAUCAGGGCCACAGUGGCCUGUGGUAUGUCAUGCAGGUGGUCAGUCAGCUUCUGGACCCACGCACUUCAGAAUUCACCGCCGCCUUCGUCGGCCGACUGGUUUCCACUCUAAUCGCCCAGGCCAGCGCACAGCUGGGGGAGCAGCUGGACCAAGUACUGCGUGCCAUUCUGAGCAAAAUGCAGCAAGCUGAAACGCUGAGUGUCAUGCAGUCUCUGAUCAUGGUGUUUGCCCACCUGGUACACUCACAACUCGAGCCCUUGUUGGAGUUUCUCUCCAGUCUGCCAGGACCCACCGGAAAACCUGCUUUGGAGUUCGUCAUGACUGAAUGGAUGAGUCGACAACAUCUCUUCUACGGGCAAUAUGAAGCCAAAGUCAGUGCUAUAGCUUUGUGCAAACUCCUUCAGCAUGGUCUCAACACCAAUGACAAGCGCCUGCAAGAAAUAGUAGUUAAAGGUGAUGAAAUCUUCAACUCGGACGAAGGUGUUCGCACACGUUCCAAAUCUGCAAAAAAUCCAGAACGAUGGACCAACAUUCCCCUGCUGGUAAAGAUUUAUAAACUCAUAGUCAACGAACUCUCGUCUGUAGUGGAGGCUAACACACAUCGAGCAAACCCUGCAGAUUGGAGUCAAGAUUCAGGAGGAAUGUGGGAAGAUGAGGAAGAGGAUGAAGAUAACGAUGACGAUGCAUUAGAAGGGCAGCUUCUUUCUGACCUGAUAUCCUCUAACAAAUAUGAUGAUGAUUUCUAUGAGGAGGAUGAUGAUGAAGAUGACCCAGAUGCCUUAAAGGAUCCUAUAUAUCAAAUUGACCUUCAGGCCUAUCUGACAGAUUUUCUGACACAGUUUGCCCAGCAGCCUUGCUACAGUAUGUUUUCUAGCCAUCUUAAUGAUUGUGAAAGAAAGGUUUUGCAGUCCAUUGGUAUAUAAGCGAUGUCUGUAUUCAUUAGCUUUCCCUGUUUACCACUCACCGGUGUUAUUCUUAACUUGAGGACUGGAGUGGCCGUUUUAGAAGGCACUUAUUGAUUCCAAGCCACCAACGGACUUAAUAAAAAAUGCACUUAUUGACGUGGUCCUAUCUCAACGUCUGGGGGGAGGGAACUAACAAACCACCCGGGAUGCAGCCCAGUAAGGACUGGGAACACGGGAGAAUAUUAAAAGUGUAUAAUGACCGGAUACAGCUAAGUGAAGUAAAGUGGAGAUUUGGAAUAUAAAAAAGGGAGUUGAUGGUUUAUUUACCAAGAGACCAAGGUCAGAAGUAAUUAAACAGUACUGUUAACCAUUUGCAAGUCUCUCACCUUACCAAUCCAUGGUGAUUUCAAACUCUUUCUGUAAAGAAAGGCAUACGAUUUUGACCGACCACUUAGAAUACCUUUAGACUGUUAGAUAUAAUGGUGGUCUUUUUAAAAUGCAUAGCUUUUGUCGAGAACUCAUGAGCUUUGUUUCUCUUGCAACAGAAUGUGCUGAGUAUGAGGAAUGAGUAUCCUUGUACACACUGAAGUGUGGGAUGAUGUUUAAUAAUAAACCUAUAAUUGUUUCAUUUUCA